AUGGCGAACACUGAGCACUCAAAAGAUGCUGUAUCGCAACCAUCAGCCCCCGCUGUACUUCAAACCACCGCUGGUGGAAACGCUGUUUGGCACAAUUUCAAUAAUGAUUUCGCCCACAUUCAGGAUCCUAAUGAACGACGACGACUCGCUCUAGCUGAGAUUGACCGCGCUCCAUUCGGAUGGUACCACGUUCGCGCAUGUGUUGUUGCUGGUGUUGGUUUCUUCACUGAUUCUUAUGAUAUCUUUGCAGUCGGCCUUCUCACCACUAUGCUUGGAAUAGUUUAUUUCCCGCAUAACAAAGGAGCUAUGCCAACCAAUUCAGACACUGCAAUUAAAGUUGCCACUAGCGCUGGCACAGUUGUUGGACAGUUUGGCUUUGGUAUUCUGGCUGAUAUCGUGGGACGUAAAAAGAUGUAUGGACUUGAAUUAAUCAUCAUCAUCUUUGCGACAUUGGCACAGUCCUUGACCUCGAGUUCUCCGGCUGUGAACAUCGUUGGUGUCAUAAUUUUCUGGCGUGUUAUCAUGGGAAUUGGAAUUGGUGGUGAUUACCCACUCUCUUCCAUCAUCACAUCGGAGUUUGCGACAACGAAAUGGCGUGGUGCAAUGAUGGGUGCAGUCUUUGCUAUGCAGGGAAUCGGGCAAUUUGUCGCUGGUCUCGUCAUGCUGAUCGUCGUUGUUGGAUUCAAAGAAUCUCUCCUUACAGCAAAAUCCGCUGCAGUAUGCCAGGGUGUCUGCGGAUUGGCAGUUGAUAAGAUGUGGAGAGUACUCAUUGGAUUUGGCGCUGUUCCAGGUUGUGUUGCACUCUACUACCGCCUCACGAUCCCUGAAACACCUCGAUAUACUUUCGAUGUAGCUCGCGAUGUGGAGCAGGCCCAGCUCGAUGUGAAGGCGUACAUUGCUGGAAAGUCUGAAGGACACCCUGACGAGAUUGCCCGUGUGCAAGGACUCCAAGCCGGCAAACAGCAAUUGACGAUCCCCAAAGCUAGCUGGAGCGAUUUCGUCGCCUACUAUUCGAAGUGGAAGAAUGGAAAGAUCCUUUUCGGCACAGCCGGUUCAUGGUUCUUGCUUGAUGUGGCUUGGUAUGGUCUGUCCUUGAAUAAUCCAGUCAUUUUGACCGCGAUCGGCUACUCUACAGGUCCAACUGUCUACAAAACUCUGCUAAAUACCGCUAUUGGAAACCUCAUCAUUGUGUGUGCGGGUUCUAUCCCUGGUUAUUGGGCUACCGUUGCCACCGUCGACACAGUUGGCCGAAAACCUAUCCAGCUUGUCGGUUUCAUCGUCCUGACCAUCGUCUUUAUUGGAAUGGGUUUCGGCUACCACAAGCUUUCAGGCCAUGGCUUACUCGGCCUCUAUGUCGUAGCUCAGUUCUUCUUCAACUUCGGUCCCAACACAACAACCUUUAUCGUCCCCGGCGAAUGUUUCCCCACACGCUACCGCUCCACCUCCCACGGGUUUUCCGCCGGCAUGGGAAAAAUUGGUUCCAUCAUCGGGCAAUCAGCGAUUGCCCCCCUACGCGUACGGGGCGCCACUCCAAAGAAUGCCAAUCCCUGGCUCAACCAUGUUCUCCAAAUCUACGCUGCCUUCAUGUUUGCGGGUAUCUUCACCACCUUGUGUAUUCCAGAGACGAAACGCAUCUCGUUGGAGAAAUUGAGCGGAGAGGAUUGGGGUUUGGAUUUGGAUUUAGACGAGGUAAGCGCGGAGCCCACGAGAGAGGGUGGGAGUGAAGAGCAUGCCAAGGGGGCGGAAGUCGAGGCGAAGAGUGUUUGA
This is a messenger RNA of Sclerotinia borealis F-4128, 1767 nucleotides long. Lineage: Eukaryota; Fungi; Ascomycota; Leotiomycetes; Helotiales; Sclerotiniaceae. The record is from the annotation of a GenBank genome assembly.